Molecule: messenger RNA, 1332 nt
Organism: Trichechus manatus latirostris (Florida manatee)
Lineage: Eukaryota; Metazoa; Chordata; Mammalia; Sirenia; Trichechidae
Gene: ESRRB
Product: estrogen related receptor beta
Exons: 6
Coding region: 10-1332 (440 amino acids)
Biological process (GO): regulation of transcription by RNA polymerase II; nuclear receptor-mediated steroid hormone signaling pathway
Cellular component (GO): chromatin; nucleus
Molecular function (GO): nuclear receptor activity; zinc ion binding; estrogen response element binding
Source: RefSeq, a predicted model, not a curated record
CUGAACAGAAUGUCCACGGACGACCGGCACCUGGGCUCCAGCUGCGGCUCCUUUAUCAAGACUGAGCCGUCUAGCCCGUCCUCGGGCAUCGAUGCCCUCAGCCACCACAGCCCCAGUGGCUCGUCCGACGCCAGCGGCGGCUUUGGCAUGGCACUGGGCACACAUGCCAACGGCCUGGACUCGCCACCUAUGUUUGCGGGCGCGGGUCUGGGAGGCACCCCGUGUCGCAAGAGCUACGAGGACUGUGCCAGCGGCAUCAUGGAGGACUCGGCCAUCAAGUGCGAGUACAUGCUCAACGCCAUCCCCAAGCGCCUCUGCCUCGUGUGCGGGGACAUUGCCUCUGGCUACCACUACGGCGUGGCCUCCUGCGAGGCCUGCAAGGCCUUCUUCAAGAGGACAAUCCAAGGAAACAUCGAGUACAGCUGCCCAGCCACCAACGAAUGUGAGAUCACGAAACGGAGGCGCAAGUCCUGCCAGGCCUGUCGCUUCAUGAAAUGCCUCAAAGUGGGGAUGCUGAAGGAAGGUGUGCGUCUUGACCGAGUACGCGGAGGCCGCCAGAAAUACAAGCGGCGGCUGGACUCAGAGAGCAGCCCGUAUCUGAGCUUACAGAUUUCUCCACCCGCUAAAAAGCCAUGUGAGUGCCUGGAAAGUGCCUUGACCAAGAUUGUCUCAUACCUGCUGGUGGCAGAGCCAGACAAGCUCUACGCCAUGCCUCCCCCUGGCAUGCCUGAGGGGGAUAUCAAGGCCCUGACCAUCCUCUGUGACCUGGCAGACAGGGAGCUCGUGGUCAUCAUUGGCUGGGCCAAGCACAUCCCAGGCUUCUCAAACCUCUCUCUGGGGGACCAGAUGAGCCUGCUGCAGAGUGCCUGGAUGGAGAUCCUCAUCCUGGGCAUCGUGUACCGCUCGCUGCCCUAUGACGACAAGCUGGUGUACGCCGAGGACUACAUCAUGGACGAGGAGCACUCCCGCCUAGCGGGGCUGCUCGAGCUCUAUCGGGCCAUCCUGCAGCUAGUACGCAGGUACAAGAAGCUCAAGGUGGAGAAGGAAGAGUUUGUGACGCUCAAGGCCCUGGCCCUUGCCAACUCAGAUUCCAUGUACAUCGAGGACCUGGAGGCCGUCCAGAAGCUGCAGGACCUGCUGCACGAGGCGCUGCAGGACUACGAGCUGAGCCAGGGCCACGAGGAGCCGCGGAGGACGGGCAAGCUGCUGCUGACGCUGCCCCUGCUGCGGCAGACGGCAGCCAAGGCCGUGCAGCACUUCUACAGCGUCAAACUGCAGGGCAAGGUGCCCAUGCACAAACUCUUCCUGGAGAUGCUGGAGGCCAAGGUCUGA